Molecule: messenger RNA, 2269 nt
Organism: Suncus etruscus (white-toothed pygmy shrew)
Lineage: Eukaryota; Metazoa; Chordata; Mammalia; Eulipotyphla; Soricidae
Gene: TRAF3IP2
Product: TRAF3 interacting protein 2
Exons: 9
Coding region: 167-1858 (563 amino acids)
Biological process (GO): humoral immune response; positive regulation of canonical NF-kappaB signal transduction
Source: RefSeq, a predicted model, not a curated record
GGCUGCACUUCCUGCUCCGGAGCCUGUUCUGCGGCUUACCUGGGCCGGGGAGGGUGGAGGGAGGCUGGGUGCCAGUCCAGGUGGGUGCCAGGCUAGGGAGAGCGCCCGCCGACCAUCCUGCCAGCCCGGCUGUCUUUAAUUGUUUUCUCUUGUUGCAGAAACUAGAAUGAACCGAAGCAUUCCUGUGGAGGUUGAUGAAUCAGAACCAUACCCAACUGAGUUAUUGAAACCCCUCCCAGAAUAUUCCCUGGAAGAGAAACCUGCACUGCCUGCUCCAGAUCUAAGGAACAUGGCACCCUACAGUGGAUCCACAUCCCAAACCUUUGCCUCUUCCUCAGAAAAUUUUUCUCAGGCUCACCCAAUUUUGAAACUUUUCCAGCGCGAGCAGCCUAUCUCCCAGCGAAUGGCCCACCUGCGUACUAAAGUCUUGGAAGAGAGUGAAGACAGCUUCUGGAGGAGACCCCCAGAUCCAGGCAAAGAUUUUUCUUCAGGCUCCUCUGUACUUAAUGGGCCUGGCACUGAGUCUGUGGUCAGAAGCCACCCUGCGGAGCAUCAGUUUCCAUUUACGGAUAAACAUCAUCCAUGGCUGGAGUCUCAGCUUUCAGCAGCUUCUCCUGACACUGGCCAUGACUCAGACAAAUCAGAUGGAAGUUUCCCUAAUGUUUCAGCAGAGUCCUGCAGGAAUAAUCAAGUCACCGUGCAGCGGCCCAGACCCCACAGGAAUCAAGCUGCCCCAGAUCUGCCAACAAUAGACACGGGGUAUGAUUCCCAGCCCCAGGAUAUCCUGGGCAUCAGGCAGCUGGAAAGGCCCCUGCCACUCACUUCAGUUUGUUAUCCCCAAGAUCUCCCCAGACCGCUGAGGUCCAGAGAGUUCUAUCCAUUGGAAGUACAGAGAUAUCCCGCAUGUACAGAGAUGCUGCCUCCCAACCCUUCCCCGGAAGCUCAGUGGAAUAACCAUUACCGGUGUCCUGGAGGACCUGAUCAUCAAGUGCCAUACGGCCAGGACUACCUUCAGGCGGCCUACAAGCAAGUGAUCCAGUCGGCCCUACCCAGGCAGCCUCUGUGUGGAGCCAGCGUGAGGGGCCCUCACCCUGUGCAGAGAGUCUUCCUGAAUUACCCUGGGCUCUGGGACCAAGAAGAGAGGCCAGUACAGAAAGAUUUCUCCCUACCGGGGAUCUCAAGGGACCAGCCACAUAAGCAGUCACCUAACAGAGCCAGAGCUUCUGAGGAGUCCCUGGAGAGCCCUGCAGAACUGAGAGCACAGGGACCCCCAGCUCCAUCCCCUGCUGCUGUUCCUAGAUGCCCUAGUAACCCUCCAGUCAGAGGAACCCUGAAAACCAGCAAUUUGCCCGAAGAAUUAAGGAAAGUCUUUAUCACUUAUUCUUUGGACACAGCCAUGGAGGUGAUGAAAUUUGUAAACUUCUUGUUUGUAAACGGCUUCCAAACUGCAAUUGACAUCUUUGAGGAUAGGAUUCGAGGCAUUGAUAUCAUUAAGUGGAUGGAACGCUACCUCAGGGAUAAGACAGUGAUGAUAAUAGUAGCAAUCAGCCCCAAAUACAAACAGGAUGUGGAAGGCACAGAGUCGCUACUGGACGAGGAUGAGCAUGGCUUACAUACCAAGUACAUUCAUCGCAUGAUGCAGAUUGAGUUCAUUAAACAAGGAAGCAUGAAUUUCAGAUUCAUCCCUGUGCUCUUCCCAAAUGCUAAGAAGGAGCAUGUGCCCACCUGGCUGCAAAACACUCACAUUUACAGCUGGCCCAAGAAUAAGAAAAACAUCCUGCUGCGGCUGCUCAGAGAGGAGGAAUAUGUGGCGCCUCCCCGGGGCCCUCUGCCCACCCUCCAAGUGGUUCCCUUGUGACCCAGCAGCCUGGCUCACUGGAGCCUACUGUUGACACCGUGGGGAGCUGUUCUGACAAACGUCUUCUCACAGAGGCUCGCUGGCAGCACUCACUGCUGCUGCUUCUCUGGGUCUUCCUGGGGAACCUCUGACCCCAGAAAACUGCCUGAAGAGGACGCUUCCUCCUGCAUCCUGACAGUCUGGCUCAGAAACAGGAGGACUUUCUGCUUUCCCUCCUGAAAAUCCACUGCAUGUCUUUCUAGUCUGAGGUGCUCGUUUCUGGCCCUUCGGUGUUUUGCAAGUAGAUAAUAUGAGUAACAUUGCAACAGACAUAAAUGACCACACUCUCCCUCACCUCCUUUAUGAGUUAGUCAAAUGUGUCCCCAAACUGACUCAUGUACAAAUAAUAAAAUGUUGUUUUGUAAGACUGUA